This is a messenger RNA of Equus caballus (horse), 1312 nucleotides long. It is a transcript of the gene RTF2, whose product is annotated as replication termination factor 2. Gene Ontology annotation, biological process: mitotic DNA replication termination; site-specific DNA replication termination at RTS1 barrier. The record is from RefSeq and is a predicted model, not a curated record. Lineage: Eukaryota; Metazoa; Chordata; Mammalia; Perissodactyla; Equidae. Gene Ontology annotation, cellular component: nucleus.
GCGCGCCGGAAGUGACCGGCGCAGUCGCCGGGGACCCCGGAAGUGACCGUUGUGGGUGGUUGCUGUUGACUGACUCCUGGCCUGCGAUGGGUUGCGACGGGGGAACAAUCCCCAAGAGGCACGAACUGGUGAAGGGGCCGAAGAAGGUUGAGAAGGUUGACAAAGAUGCUGAAUUAGUGGCCCAAUGGAACUAUUGUACUCUAAGUCAAGAAAUAUUAAGGCGACCAAUAGUUGCUUGUGAACUUGGCAGACUUUACAACAAAGACGCCGUCAUUGAGUUUCUGCUGGACAAAUCUUCUGAAAAGGCUCUUGGGAAGGCAGCCUCUCACAUUAAAAGCAUCAAGAAUGUGACAGAACUAAGGCUUUCUGAUAAUCCCGCCUGGGAAGGAGAUAAAGGAAACACCAAAGGUGACAAACACGAUGACCUCCAGCGGGCACGAUUCAUCUGCCCUGUUGUGGGCUUGGAGAUGAAUGGCCGACACAGGUUUUGCUUCCUGCGGUGCUGUGGUUGCGUGUUUUCUGAACGAGCCUUGAGAGAGAUAAAAGCGGAAGUUUGUCACACAUGUGGGGCUGCCUUCCAGGAGGACGACGUCAUCGUGCUCAACGGCACCAAGGAGGAUGUGGCCAUGCUGAAGAGCAGGAUGGAGGAAAGAAGGCUGAAAGCGAAGCUGGGCAAGAAAGCAAAGAAACCCAAGGCGGCAGAGUCUGUCUCAAAGCCAGAUGUCAGUGAAGAAUCUCCAGGGACAUCAAAAAUUAAGACAGGGAAGCCUGAAGAAGCCGGCCUUGAUUCCAGAGAGAAGAAGACCAACUCUGCUCCCAAAAGUGCAGCAACAAACGGAAGCUCUUCUGGAAAAGUCGGGAAGCCUCCGUGUGGAGCCAUGAAAAGGUCCAUCGCCGACAGCGAAGAAUCUGAAGCUUAUAAGUCUCUGUUCACAACUCACAGCUCCGCCAAGCGCUCCAAGGAGGAGUCGGCGCACUGGGUCACCCACACGUCCUACUGCUUCUGAAGCCCACGCAGGCGCGGCUCAGGCUCCACGUGGAUGGGUGGCGUGGGCGCUGGCUGUGCUGGGUGUUGUGUGCCGGGCCUCUGUUUGACGGCAUUAGAAAGUUGUCCGCCGAGCUGGCGUGGUCACGCUGGCUGUGGGGGAUGGGGGGUGACUCGCAGAGGGACCGUGCUGGGCACCCGCCCCGUCACCUCUCCCGCAGGCUCGUGCUCACUUUGCCUGCAUUUGCUCCUCUUCUCACAGCCCGGAAAGCUCUGUUGGCUGCACUUUUUGUGUUUGAAAUAAUUAAAGACUCCAGAUUCCUCAUG